Molecule: messenger RNA, 339 nt
Organism: Cariama cristata (Red-legged seriema)
Lineage: Eukaryota; Metazoa; Chordata; Aves; Cariamiformes; Cariamidae
Product: BTB/POZ domain-containing protein KCTD15-like
Exons: 3
Biological process (GO): protein homooligomerization
Source: RefSeq, a predicted model, not a curated record
AUGUGGAUUCAUAAUGGGGAGGGAAGAAGCAUGUCCCGUCUGUCUCUAACACGGUCCCCGGUUUCUCCUCUGGCUGCUCAAGGAAUUCCUCUUCCAGCUCAACUCACCAAGUCGAACGCUCCCGUGCACAUCGAUGUAGGAGGACACAUGUACACCAGCAGCCUGGCUACCUUGACAAAGUACCCAGACUCCAGAAUAAGUCGUCUGUUUAAUGGCACAGAGCCUAUUGUCUUGGACAGUUUAAAACAACAUUAUUUCAUUGAUCGAGAUGGUGAAAUUUUCAGAUAUAUAUUAAGCUUCCUAAGGACAUCUAAGCUACUACUCCCAGAUGACUUUAAG